Molecule: messenger RNA, 929 nt
Organism: Neurospora crassa OR74A
Lineage: Eukaryota; Fungi; Ascomycota; Sordariomycetes; Sordariales; Sordariaceae
Exons: 3
Coding region: 78-659 (193 amino acids)
Source: RefSeq, a predicted model, not a curated record
CACCAUCAUCCAUCAAACACCCCAGUGCCGGCUUCUUACAACUCAUCCACCUUCCCAACCCACCACCACUUAUCAAAAUGCGCUUCUCACUCAUUUCUGCAAUUGCCACCCUUGGCAGCGUCGUCAUGGCCCAGCCUGUGGUUCGCUCUGUAACUUCACCGCAGGUUUGCGACAGCCUGAAAGUCCUUAAGGAGAAGGCGCAGAAACUUCAAGUAUCUUGCCAGGGCACCGAGUGGGGUGCUCACUCCAUCAUUACCAGCCAUGAAGCCUUCUCUAUCCUCUCUGGCAACAAUGAGUUGCUCUUGGCGGGCGGUCAAACCCUUUCAGACCUGGAGGGUACGAAUCCGUUCACGGCCGAGGAGUGCACUACCAUCACCGACUCCUUCAAGGAGUUUUCAGCGGCCCAGAAGGUCUACCUUGACCUUCUCGCCGCCAAGUCGGUCGUUCUCACCAAGGCCCCAGUUUCGACCGUUGGCCCAUCGGUCGCGGUUUCGCUCACGAACCUCAAGGACGUUUUCACGAAACUUGACACCAAGCUCGUCAGCCUCUGCGCGUCUAAGGCGGAGGAGCUUACUUCUGAGGCCAAGACCUUUGAGGCUACUCUCGAUUCUGCUAUCAGCAAGUUUGGGCCUGUGGGCAAGAUCAUCCCUCCCAACUGAGACGAUCAUCAAGCUUCCAAUGGGGAUGCGACAUCGCAACGAUGCUUCGCUUCCUGGAUGGACAUGACCAUCUCGUCAGAAUGGUAGGAACAGGCAAGAAGAAUAUGAGCUGAAGAUCUAUGACAUGCGUUUAUGGGUUUAGAAACGAAGUUUCCAGGCGGUAAACAGGCCAGGGCCCAUAUUUGCGUUCUCUCUAGAUAAUUCAGUCAUGUCUUUCUAUGCUAUCAAUAAGGUACAAUAGCUGUAUCGAACAAUCUCAGUUCGCGAUGA